Molecule: messenger RNA, 9769 nt
Organism: Mizuhopecten yessoensis (Yesso scallop)
Lineage: Eukaryota; Metazoa; Mollusca; Bivalvia; Pectinida; Pectinidae
Exons: 14
Coding region: 134-4981 (1615 amino acids)
Molecular function (GO): protein binding
Source: RefSeq, a predicted model, not a curated record
AUUAUUUACAAAUGGCGGUCAAGUGAGACACUUUCACGUCACUAACACUUUCACUUUCGCGAAAAGGAGGAUGAAGAGCAGUAAAUAAGGAUAAAAGUCACACAAGCGAUGUCAGUUCUUCAGAAAAAAUGUGAUGUACACACACAGCAAAAGGAAAUACACCAAAAUGGGAAGACGUAAGGUGUAUUUGAGUUGGGCCAAUAGCAUCCUUCGUGAUGCUGGCCAGGAAAUGCGAGAUAUUGGGGAAAUACAACAAGGGGAAGUUUUGUGUCAGCUGAUUGAUAAUCUGGACAGUACUGCUGGACUUGUCCGCCAACAACAGUUGAAAGGUUGCGAUGAACCGGGAGAAUACAUCCAAGCGGCCAUUAAUCAUAUGCGUGAAAAUGGAAUUAAGGUUUCCUUCGGCACUCAAGAUCUUUUGGACAAGGAUGUGAAGUCUAUGCUUGAUGCCCUCUGGCUGAUCAUCUUGAACUACUGUAUCCACCCAAUAGAACGUGGAGUGUUCCAAAGAAGUGUUGGAAUUGCAAAGAAAUACAUCCUUGAAUGGUGUCAAGGGCAACUAGAGGCCGACUUUGACCCCAGAAACACCCUUGCUUACAACUUAUGCACAGGGGAUUGGUUCAUCAAACUUCUACAGAAACAUACGGGGAUUUCGAGUCUGCCACAAGAGGAAAAAGCCGAUCAGGUGAAAACUUUACUGGAAGCUGCAGAUGAAAAGUUAUCAAUAGAGCAAGGAAUCGUCAAUCCUUCGGAGGUUGUCGAUGGAACCAUUGAUGAGCAUACAUUGAUGAUAUAUAUCUCUCUGCUUCAGAGAAAGGUAGGAGGUAAUGAAAAUGUUCAAAAUGGGGAUCACCGCCCAGAUAUCUCAGAGCAGGGAUUAGUUCAGACUUCUGACUUGCAUCGCAUUCCAAAUGGCCACACAGAUGAUGACCAAUUGAGUGCGUAUUCUGGUUCGAUUUCUGCAACUUCAGGAUACAGUCCCAGCGACUCAGAUCGAAAAGAUCGUUACAUCGAUCGGAGGUCACCAAGUCACGACAGAUCAACUACCUCAGGUUAUAGUGGUAUAUCCGGUCAGAGUGACUCUGAUCGACGAGAGCGUGGAAGUGAGCGCUUGACAGACAGUUUCGAUAGAAAACAAAGAAAAUUCAGUCCAGGAAGUCCGGGUUUGCAACGUCCACGCAGUCAUCGAAUCAUCAUGGCAGAAACCAAGGGAAAACUUGAUGCAGAACAAAGAAAGAAGGAAAGAGAGGAAGCAGAAAGACAAAGACAAGAGGAGGACGAGAGACGAAGAAAAGCAAGACUUGAAAUGAGCAUGAGCCGCGACAUGGGCGGAAAUCCUGGAAAUAGAGUAUCUGGUGGCGAGGAGAGAAGGAUAGGAGAAGGAAUUUCGUCUUUAGGAGGAAGUUCUUUUGGAGGACAACCUCAAAUGACUGGCACAAAUCCCCAGUUUUUUUCCGGAAUGGGUGGUGUUCCGAUCUUUGUGAUGCCUGGUCAGGGCCCCCAGGCCAUGUUACUGCUGCAGGCCCUUCAACAGGCACGCCAGGAAGCAAACUACCACGAUCAAGACAAAUAUGUUUCCUCGGAACAGACUCUACCAAAGCUGCACACCUUGUUGGACUUGGAUGGUGUUGACGAGUAUAGUCCAAUUAUAACUGCAAAUGGAGGAGAAUCACUAGAAUAUAUUAAGGAAUCACCAGCAAAGGUGUCAGGUUUUGAAUCCCCAAGGAGGGAAUCCCCAAGGAGGGAAUCGCCAAGGAGGGAAUCCCCAAGGAGGGAAUCCCCAAGAAGAGAGUCUCCAAGAAGGGAAUCACCCAGAAGAGAGUCCCCGAGGAGGGAGUCUCCCAGAAGGGAAUCCCCAGGAAGGCAAUCCCCAAAAAGAGCUGGAUCACCUGAAUUCAGGCCAAGUAAGCGAGGAAUUCUAGAGGUCGUAAACGAUCCACUUGAGUUCAAAGGGGAAGCUCUUGAUUUAUCUACAACUGGUAGUGAGGCAGAACAGAGGCGAUUCCCUCGCGUUGAUUUAACCGAGCCUGUUAAGGCCAUAAGAGAAAGAGAGAAAAAUUCUCCAAGGGAUCGAAGUCGGAGUAAAUCGCCUCGUGAAAGGAGAUCGCUUACGCCUGGAACUUCAGACAAUGAAGACAUGACAGACAGAUCUCAGGAAGAGGAAACAACCCCCAAAUCUAUACUUAGAAAUAAACUUUCUAGUCCAGAGCGAGCUAGUCGAAAAGACAAGACCAUUUCUGGUGGCACUUUUGAAAAACUCCGACCCGAUCGUUCUCCAUCUUGUGGAAGAAGAUCUAGUCCAGAUAGAUCAAGUCGUGAGCAGUCUUCCGGAGAAAGAUCUCCGGCUUAUCCACUCUCUGAUGGAGAGGAAGCGUCCGGCAGGAGGGAUAAUUCUCCUGGAAGGAGCACAAACACCUUGGAUCCAAACAAGCGACUAGUUCGGGUUUUGAACAGGGAACUUGAACUUUUGCGGUUAAAAAUGGAUGUCCUCGAACGUGCAAAUAUGUCGGAGGAUACUGACUUGGAGAAUCUUGAAAGUGUUACAACACAAUUGUCAGAGAAAGUGAAAGAAACUCUUAGUAAAGCCACAUCUUCUCCCAGGAGGCGACAGUCACCUGAAUCCCACAGGGGGCGCAAGUCGCCAGAUUACGAUCGUGGACGAAUGUUUCUCAAGAAAGGAAGCUUCUCUCCACCUCGAUCUCAUUCAGACAAUAGGCCUAGUCGAAGGAGUCGGUCUCCAGAGCAAACCCUGGAUAGCCCACGGUCCCAUAGUGUUGGCGACAAGAUUCAAGAGGAUCUGGACGGACAAAUGACAUUUUCCCCACGUGGAAAGCCUAUCAGUCUUGGAUACUCAAGUCCCAUAAGAAAUGUCUCGGAAGAAAUCUGGGGAGUUGACCUUUCAGACCUGGACGCAGGUUUUGAUCCAGAUAGGACAAGGAAAUGGAAAAAGUUGGCUUCCAUGGAUCACGUUACCGAUCGGGAUGCUGUUCAGUUGAAACAAGGUCUGGCGUCGGCUGUUUCAGAGAUUGACAUUCUUCAAGCCAAAUUAAAAAAUGCUAAUGCUGAAAUACAGACAAAAAUGUCGAGAACAAGUGAUGUUUUAAAUGACUGUCGUUCUCACUUAGGAAAGUCUCAGGCAGAAAAUAUGGAAUUACGCACACAACUUGAGAAAGAACGCACGCGAAAUGAUACCUUAGAAAAUCGUAUACGUGACGUUGAUGGGACUCUUCAUGCUGCAAAAUCAGCCAAUGAUGAUUUGGAGGCGGAGCUAGAGCAAACAAGAGGGCUCCUUAAGGGGGCCAGUAAAAAAGAUAUUCCUACGCUGCAAUCCCUGACGGAAGAGAGGGAUCAACUUCUAGGGGUGUUGGCUGGUACACAGAAGGAAAACACUAGACUAGGACAGACUGUUGAUCAAAAUAAGAAACGUAUUCGGAAGGGACAGACAACAGUCAACGACCUCCGUGGAAUCCUGGACGAGGCAAUCAAGGAGCGACGUCAACUUUACGAUGAAAUCAAACGACUGCAGACAGAAGGUCAACUAUCUCAGGUCUCUGGAAUUAUCGGAAAGUACAUGGAGAAGGGUCUUUACGAAAUAGAGGAGCGACAACAACACUUGAAUGGCUACAUCACGAGAAGCAGAUCUAAUUCUGAUAUUUCCCAACCUUCUGCGUCAGAUCUACAAGAAGAAGAGGUUCCAAGACCCGUUUCACCUAAUCCUGUACGUCGUUCUGUGUCCCCAGCAAAUGUCAGCAAACAGUCAUACCCUAAACGUUCCACAUCUCCUCCUUCAAGAUUAUAUCCAGAUUCGGUAGAACGUGUCAGGAAGUUGCACGGUCUUGCUCCGGUGCGUGUCACCAGCAAUCCCAAUAAAUCCUCUAGUUUAAACAUGUCUGGUAUUUCAUCAAUCCAUCCAGGCGACGAUGAAAUUGACGAUGAGUAUGAUUACGAGGAUAUUUCCCCAUCUGUACCAUCAAACUUUCGUGAAAUAUAUCCUCAUCGACGAUCUCGUUCGUAUAGGAAUAAUUUUUCAUCGUCAGCGGAAUCUGAUGGCAGACGGUCACCAUCUGACUAUGAUGACAUGGAAGUUCAGAAAUUAAUGGCCGAACAACAACAGCCAAUCGGAAGGCUCGAUUUCGACAAAGAUUUGGAUGACACUUAUCUUACACGAGCUCCAAAGAAAGAUUUUCAUCAUCAUAGAUCGCGUAGCCCAGGUCGGAGCAAAAGUCCCGGAGCGAUGGAUAUUUCAGAAAUCAGGGAUCAUUGUCAGCCAGUGAGGAGAAGACUCAAUUACAACAGUCCGAAACAUAAUACAGGGGGCGACACUAGCAACAAAAUGUACCUAGCCAAACAUGAUGGGCGAGAGCUCAUAGAAAGUCUCAUAGAAUCGCCAGUAGAUAAUCGAUUCCGGGACGUUUCCCCAAGGGACACAACUCCGCCUGCGAGGAGUUCCAAGUUAGAUGUUGAUGUGAACAAUAGUAACAAGAUUUUCAUUGAAGCGUUGAACAGUGCAGUACAACAGGAAAAUGGAAAACGUUAUUUUGACGAUUUUGAUAUCGAGUCUCCCAAAUCUCCAAUGGAUACUAGAAACACAAUAUUAUCAUCUGAUUUGGGUCAGGAAAAACAGCGACAGAGACCGUAUAGUCCAGGUUUAAAAAGUAUUCUGAAGAGCACAAAAGGUGAACAGAAUCUGAGCAUAAAGGAAAGCUCCCCACAGCGUAACCGUUCCUUCUAUUCGCGCUCCAUUUCUCCUGUCCGGUCACCAAGGUCAGUAUCACCAAGAUCACCAAGGUCAAGGUCACCCAAGAACUCCAGCAUUGGUAAGCCUGUCUUUGGUGGUGGAGCACCAAAACAAAUUCCCUCAGAUCGCUACUUUGAUGACAGACUUUCUUCACCGAGACGUUUCAUGUCGCCAUCAACACAGUACCACCACAAUCCACUGUCCCCAAGUUUUCGGAUGAGCUGCAGUUCACGAGUGAAGUGACCGACAUGUGUGUAUUUAGUGGAUCCGAUUCGGACCAAGACUAGGGCGUAGGGGAAUCCACAUUCUUCAUUUUCACCAGGGAAUUCCCAUUUUUCAUUUCAUCAGGGAAUCCCAAUUCUCCUUUUCAUCAGGAAAUUCCAUUUUCCAUUUAAUCAAGAAAUUCCCAUUCUCUAUUUCAUGAUGGAAUUCCCGUUCUACGUUUCAUCAGGGAAUUUUCAUUCUUCAUUUCAUCAGGGAAUCCACUUUUCAUGAUUUCUGAUUAUACCGAUGAAAUAUAUAUUUCAUCAGGGAUAUCCUUCUUCCCAUCUCAUCACAGGAAUUCCUAACCCAGAAGAGAUAUCCCUAUUUCGUCAAGGAAAUCUUUGUUUUAUCAGGGAAUCUCCAUUACACAAGGAAAUCCUAAUUUGACCAGGAGACGCUUCAAAGGAGUCCUUUACUUAUACAAUGGAAUUCCAGUAUUAGAUAGAAGGACUUUCAAUCAAUUUUUGUGAAGACUGUGAUAUUUGAAAGCUGUCUCAAUUUUUUUUUUAAAUAUUUGUAUCUCCAAUUAAAUUUCUUUCAGACACCAGUUUAACAUUAAUAAGAUUUUAGAGAAUAAGUGUUUAGCAUUCGUUUUUCUCAAUAUUGGUAUUGAAACUAUGUUUGUUUGUUUUUAAGACAUACAAGUGAAACAUGACAAAAAAUUACCUUGUAGGUAUUAUUGAUAGAACAUAUCCUCAUUUUUGUCACAUUUGGUCAUGAUUAUUAAAUUUAAAUGUUGUAAAAAAAAUAUUUACAUGCUUAUCAAAACUGUGAUUUAAUUAGGUGAUAAAGUCUUGUGAUAACAUAUCUAUCAAGUAAAACUGCUAGAAAGAUAUAUUUUCUUUAGAAACACACUUCUAUGAUAAAUAGAAUACAGGAAUGUAGGAAUUUAUAUUGGAUAAAUUAUACAUACAAUGAAACCUGUCUGAUUGCCCAUCCAGAGGCAAACAAUGUUUUGGUUGAAUAAGACAGGUUGUCAUAAUACACAGGCCUCAUGUGAUAGUUUGAAAAUUAAUUUAAUUAAAUUCUUUAUUUGUUUAACAAGGAUUACGAACAGCCCAAGGGCUACUAGUCGCUUUCCUCACAUUUAACAAACAAGUGAGCGGUACAACGGUUUGAAAAUUAAAAGGGAUUACAGUUGUUCAUCGAAUAUAACACAGUGUUAGACUUCCCAAGGGACAGAUAAGACAGGUUUCACUGUAUAUCAUCGUUAGUAAUUUAUUCAUGAUUUCCCAAAGGCUGUGAGAUUUUGUGAUUAUCAUUAAUUAAGAUCACAUCAUUAUAGUUUGCUAUUUCAUGAAAUAAAUCUUGUUCUGGUGUUUUCAACAUUGGUGCUCAGCGUUUUGUCGGUGAACCUAUCAGCUGAUGUAAUCAUUGUCCAUUCACAUGUGGUGGCUGGUUUCAUCAAUAUACAGUAAAACCUUGUUAUACUGCCAUCAGUCGUCCAGGGAAAUUACGGCAUUAUAAAGGGGUUUGGUGAUAAAUUAGGGAAAUGUAUAAAGGAUUUCAUGGGAAAAUUUAAAAAAAGGCGGCAUCGAAAUAUGUUGGCGGUAAGCAAGGUGGCAAAUGAAACGAAGGGCAUUAUAUCGAGGUCUUACUGUAUCUUGUAAGGUAAAGGGUGCCAUUAAGUUUCAUUAUUUUGUUCAAGUCAUUUACUGUUUAGCUUGGGUUGCAACUAAGAAAUUAUUAAUGCAUAACACAAAAUAGGUGACAAAUAUCUUGACAAGGGAAGUUACUCUAAUCCAGAAAUACUCUUUCUUGUUACUUAGUUAAUCAUCUAUGAAAAUACAGCCGUGAAGUGGUGAUUGUAACUGUUGCAGAUGUUCAAUUUACCUUAAUUGAAGAAUUAUCGUUUUUGAAUUAAUUCCCUUAUGGAAAAGAUUUGUUAAUUAAUCCGUCCAUAUUUAAACAAACUUUGUUUAGCUUCGUUUUUGUUUUGUUUUUUAAUUUUAAAUCCGUCCAUAAAAGUUAUUUAGUUAACUUCACUUUUGUGAAUUUUAUCCUUAAUAAAAAAAUGUACAUUGUAAUGAAAUUGAAUUUUGAUAAUAUUAUAACAUCAUAAAUUACCUGGUGUUGAAUUUUUGGGAUAUUUAUGGAAGAUCUAAUACAUUUUAAUUAACUUAAAUCUUAGUAUUUUGAAAAUGUAUUGAAUUUUGAAAUCUUCAUUUGUAAUAGCAUAUUUAUGAUAAAUACAGACAGUAAUACAUUUUUAUCAACUUUAUAAUAUUUCACCUAUCGUAGUACCAACAAUUCAAUUCAAGUUAGAAAUGUAUCAGAUAUUGAAUUCUUUUAGUUUAUAUAAAUAUUCAAAUUAUGCAAAAUGAAAAAAUCAUUAUCAUUAUCAUAUUUACAGUUUCAUUCUGAAUGUAGAGAUAUUCAUUUUUCACAUUGCAUCUGUUGAUUAUAUGUUAUUUAUUUUGUUUUCAAAUUUUAUACAUUUGUAUCACGAGUCAUAAUAAUCAGUUUCUAGUUCAAUAUACACAUGUAAGUAUUUUAAGUGACUGCUAUACUGUAUUGAUUUUUUAUUUGAUUUAGGGUAAAUGAUUUGAACUUAAUUUUAUGUGUACUCACAUUUCGCAUGCUAUUAAACAAUGAUUACCAAACUAUUUCUUACAUGAAAUAAUAAAGUGAAAAAGGGAUAUCAUUACAGAGAUGUGCCAUGAGUUAAAGAAAAAUAGAUCAUGCAUAUUAAAACGGUAUAUAUUAUUUAUCCUAAGUUUAUUUAUUUUCAUUCAAAGUAUCACUUAAGUGAUAGAAUUUUAUUUUUCUUGUAUCUGUAGAUACUGUUCCACUAGUUUAACUCGAUGUAGCAUUAUUAUUUUUGUUAUUUCUUAAUCAUUUAAUGACAAAAUAUAUAUGUGUCAUAUUCAAAAAUAAAUAAUUUUCAUAAAAAGUUGCUAGGAAGAAAAUCAGAAAUGUUGUUUCGUAUUAAAAAAAAAAAACGCUGAAAAUACAGGUCUAUCUAUAGACAAAAUGUUUUUUCAUAUAUGUUCAAGUAUUAUUCAUACAAGUUUAAGUAUACAUUGUAUUAUAAAUACUAUUUAAGUUGUGAUAAUAUCAUUAUUUCACAUUGUUUGAGAGUCGAGAACUGUUACUAGUUUUAAGUGCUAGAUUGUAUAUAGCCAUUGUGGCUGUCUUGCCCAUAUUAUACAUUAUAAGUCAUUAAUCUUUGUAAAUCAUGCAUAUUAUCUGUAAUUUUUUAUAAUUUAUUUGUAUGUUUUUUUUCAUAAUUUUCUAACAUAUACUGACUUUUUAGUCGUAGAACCAAGUGAGUUAACAAAGACUGUGAUAAAACAAUGUAUUUUCAAAACUUUAUCAAAUUUUACUGUAUUUCCUCCUCACGAUUGAUCUAAACUUGGUAUGUCCGAAAUUUCGGAAACGUCUCUAUAAUAAUCGUGCAAUAAGCCCAGGGAGAUAAGAUCAUAUUAGGAAAUUUAUUAUUUGAGGCCAAUGAAUAGGAGGGAUGGGCUUAUUACCAGGCAUUGGCUUAUUGCUGGACAUUGGCUUAUUGUGCGAUAAAUAGCCAUUACAGUAUAAUUUAGAUUAAAGAUUGUUUUUAUUGCCUAUUUAAGCAUUUGUUCAUUUCUUAGUUUAGAAUGUAUGCAAAUGAUGUAGAAUGACCUGACCUGAUUGGUUCAAGGUCAUUCGGUUGUUAUAGGUAAUGAUGACUUGAUGCUUGUAUCAAGGUCAUUGGAAGAUUGCUUCAUUCAAUCCAAGGUCACAUUUGUAACCAUGAGUAUUCUUUUAUAUGCAAAUCAUUUAGAAUUCAAUCAAAUUAGAUCAAGCUCAUUUGCAUUUGUUGCCAUAGCGAUUGAACUUUCCAUUGUCAUAGUACUAGAUGCUAGUGUCAAGGCCAUAAUUUAUUUAUGUACAGGUUAAGGUCACUUAUUCAUCAGACAAUAGUACAAGAUGUUAAUUAAGGUUGUUAGUCAUGGUGAAUAUUAUACUUAUAUUUUGGCUAUCACUUGAAAACUAGGUUAGGGUCAAGGUCAUUUAUUUAUUUUUUUGACGAAUGCUUGAUGUCAACUUUGUUUCAGAGUGAUGAUGUCUUGUUAAAAGAUAGAGUAAAAGUAAAUGUGCACAUCUUUGUUAUUGAAUGUGUCGGCUAGUUUUGACUGUAUAUUGUAUAACUGUAUGAAGAAAAUAAUGCAUGUUGACAUCGAUCUAUCGUUGACUUAUACUGAUACUUGUAUGGAAAAAUAUUGCAUGUUGGCAUCUUACAGUAUGGGUUUUAUUGCAUUCUGAAACAUACAUUAAAAGCAUACAGGAAUAAUUGUUAUUCCGGAUUUUUAAGAAGACAAGAAAAUUAAUUUUUAGUUAUCUCCCCUGCUUGUCUUUACAAUAUUCAGUUGAGAUCUUAAACUCUUAAUAGUAUUUAUUUCUUGCAUGAUUAGGAGUUAAUAUGACAUGUAACACUAUCAUGUUCUGUAGAAAAAAAUAGAUGAUGAUAUAUAUUAAGAAUUUAAUGUUUCAACAAAAAAAGAGAGAGAAAAAAUUAUUGGUCAACAUAAUUUUAGGAAGCUGAAUAUUACGUAUUAAUUUCAUUGACAAGAGAAGGAAAUCAAAAAUUUCAAUUUGAAAAAAUAGCCAACAAUCCAGUGAUAUAGGUGUAACAAGAAAAUACAGUGUAUAUGAAUGCAAUUAAACAGUAUUUGUUAAAUCAGUAUAUGUUUGUUAUAGUAUAUCUACUGGUACAUCUACAUGCACUUGCACAGUAUUGAAUGUUAUUGAUUAUAUAAAACAAAUAGAAGUUGAUGCAACAAUAAA